Messenger RNA from Aspergillus bombycis, 969 nucleotides. RefSeq names its product Hsp20/alpha crystallin family protein. Gene Ontology annotation, biological process: response to heat; protein complex oligomerization; response to hydrogen peroxide. Bases 1 to 969 code for a protein of 322 amino acids. The record is from RefSeq and is a predicted model, not a curated record. Lineage: Eukaryota; Fungi; Ascomycota; Eurotiomycetes; Eurotiales; Aspergillaceae. The transcript has a single exon.
AUGCAUAAAGGAGGAGACGCUAUAAGACAUAUGGGAGAUGAUGAGUUCCCUGGAAAGCCCGCAUUCGGGUUCGGUGGUCGUGGUGGUCGCGGAGGUCGUCAUCAUCAUCCUCAUCAACACCACCAUCCGUAUGCAUUUGGGUUUGCUGGCCACCAUGGCCGUGGGAAAUUCCACCCACACCAUCAUAAACAUGGACAUGGCUAUACCAUUGAGCAUGAGCAUGGGUUUGAACAUGCUUCCAACUCAUGGACUAAACAUGACAGAUCAGGCCCCGGCCACCCUGGCUUCCACCCUCACCACAAACGAGGCGGACCAGGUCCCCAUUUCCACUCUCGGGGAAAGUUUCACCACCUAGGCCGAGGCGGGGCAGGACAUGGACGAGGCCCAGGAAAGACAAACGGAAAAGGAAAAGGAAAAGGAUUCCAUCAUGCUAAUACCUUGCACCACAUUCACCCUCUCAUGCGCGCACAUCAUCACCACCCACGAGACGCAGCCUGUUUCAUGCCUCCAGUGGACGUCUUCGUUACAACUACCCAGACUAUUGUGCAUGCGUCGCUCCCGGGAGCGCAAAAGUCGGAUCUGAGUGUUGGAUACGAUGCCUCGCGCUCUAUGCUUAGUAUCGCUGGUGUUGUGCAUCGGCCUGGGGUGGAUGAGGAAAUGCAUCGGGCUUUGUUGGUUGGAGAGAGAGGGCGUCAUUUGGGGGUGUUUGAGAGGGAGAUACCGGUCUCUCAUGGGGCGGUGGUUGACGGGGUGCAGGCUCGAUUGGAAGAUGGUGUUUUGAAGGUUGUAUUGCCUAGGGCUGAGGGUGAGGAUGUUCAACAUGAAGAUGAGGUGGAGGUGGAGAUGGUGAAUGCUGGCAGGGAGUUGUCGACUCCGGAUGGGUCUGAUACUGAAGGAGAGCAUGAAGGAGAACCUGAGGGUGAGGAUGAGGAGGCGGAGAAGGAAUUUGUUAAGGUGGAUAUUCAGUGA